AUGGCAGCAAGGGCGCCCCCAGUGCAUGUACAGCCUUGGCCAAAAACGGAUUCGCUAUGGUCUAGACUAUAUGUGGAUUUCGCAGGACCAUUAAAUGGCUCCUAUUGUAUCAUUGUGGUGGAUAGCUAUUCGAAAUGGCCUGAAGUGUGUAAAUGUUCAAGGUCAACCACAAGUGUGACGAUUGACUUCUUGGAAGAACUGUUCGCUCGGUAUGGAGUUCCAGAUACGAUCGUGUCAGAUAAUGGGACACAAUUCACAGCGAAGAAGAUCAAAAGAUUCUACAUCCAAUCUGGUAUUAUUGCUCCAUUAAGAGGCAAUCCUGAAGUCAUUCCCUCAACCUCCCAUCUAUGGUCAGUCUGCCUCUUAACUGAUCCACUACUGCGCGAGAAGUCUUCUCUUAAAGGUGGAGCUUCAUUUUCGCUGUUCCGAACAGAGUUUUCAGAAACUCUUCUCCGCCAUAAACUGAGAUAUCUUUCCUACAAUCAAAUUGAAGACAUCGAAGUAGGAUCGUUUGCAAAUCUCUACAGUUUAGAAAAAUUAUAUCUUAACUGGAAUCGAAUUAAGGACAUCAAAGAUGGAUCGUUUACAAAUCUCUCCAAUUUACAAAGAUUAUAUCUUUUUCACAAUCAAAUUGAAGACAUCGAAGAUGGAUCGUUUGCGAAUCUCCCCAACUUAAAAGUAUUAAAUCUUUACGACAAUCAAAUUAAACACAUCAAAGAUGGAUUGUUUUCAAAUCUCUACAAUUUAAAAGAAUUAAUUUUAUCAUCGAACAGAAUUACGGACAUCGAAGAUGGAUCGUUUGCGAAUCUCUACAAUUUACGAAGAUUAGAACUUUUCCGGAAUCAAAUUAAAGGAAUCAGAGCUGGAUGGUUUGCAAAUCUCUCCAAUUUAAAAACAUUACGUCUUUACGGCAAUCAAAUGACGCACAUCAAAGCUGGAUGGUUUGAAAAUCUCUACAAUUUAGAAACAUUAACUGCUUCCUCGAACAGAAUUACGGACAUCGAAGAUGGAUCGUUUACAAAUCUCUCCAAUUUAAAAGAUUUAAAUCUUUACAACAACUCAAUUGCCGUCAUCAAAGAUGGAUGGUUUUCAAAUCUCUGUAAUUUAAAAACAUUAUAUUUGAGAGAUAACCGAAUAAAAAACUAUGAAGAUGGUGCUUUCUUAUUCCUCCCCAGCAUAACUAAUAUGCGAUCAGUGUCUGCACGUGGAUGAUGGGCUUCAUGCAUCGUUCCAGCGCCAUACCGAACUAUUGCGACUGCACGCGAGAUUAUUGCCGAAAUUGCUGGCAUUUAGCUUUGAAGCCAAUAUAUUUCUUACUCGCCGUAGGUAUUCUCUUUUUGUCUUCUCCUUCAUAUGCAUUGUGUUUGAUUUCAUCUGCCCGAAGUAUUCCUAGGUGUUCAUAGCGGGAUCGAUGUUGAAUCGGCUUCAUCCUUUCACCACUUGUCAACCGUAUGCUCUUCUGUCCUGAGAAGCUUUCCUCUCCUGAUCACCAUCGUAGCACAUUU
This is a messenger RNA of Octopus bimaculoides (California two-spot octopus), 1505 nucleotides long. RefSeq lists its product as uncharacterized. Gene Ontology annotation, cellular component: plasma membrane. Gene Ontology annotation, biological process: cell surface receptor signaling pathway. NCBI's taxonomy places the organism in Eukaryota, Metazoa, Mollusca, Cephalopoda, Octopoda, Octopodidae. Gene Ontology annotation, molecular function: G protein-coupled receptor activity; protein binding. The record is from RefSeq and is a predicted model, not a curated record.